Molecule: messenger RNA, 2330 nt
Organism: Oncorhynchus mykiss (rainbow trout)
Lineage: Eukaryota; Metazoa; Chordata; Actinopteri; Salmoniformes; Salmonidae
Gene: chek1
Product: checkpoint kinase 1
Biological process (GO): protein phosphorylation; DNA damage checkpoint signaling
Cellular component (GO): cytoplasm
Molecular function (GO): ATP binding; protein serine/threonine kinase activity
Source: RefSeq, a predicted model, not a curated record
CGAUGACGUGUUCCUACGCAUGAGCUUAGCUAGCUAACUUUGCCAUGACAUCGCCUACAAGUGUUUUGGGGACUUCUAUUGGAGAAGCAGUUUUAGCUUCAUACUGUACUGUCUUUGGAGGUGUCUAUCGAUGGUACAAACUCUGUGAUUGUUACCUCUGCCUUUUCUCUUCUACUUCCGUAAUUAUACCGUUUACAGGAAGUGACACUAUGGUAAAUACCACCGGAACGGAAGUCCAUGUAGCGCGCCAAAUUUGUUGUGCUACUGCGUUUGAGUUAACUUCGCUUUCAAGAUUUUUAUAUAAUAUAUAUAUUUUUAUAUAAAUGCUGAUAAGGAACCAGGACUGCUGAAAGACUUAAGCAUGGCGGUACCUUUUGUGCAGGACUGGGACCUGAUCCAGACGCUGGGAGAAGGAGCGUAUGGAGAGGUGAGGCUGCUGGUUAACAGACAGACAGGAGAGGCUGUAGCGGUGAAGGUUAUUGAUACGUCUCAGGGGAAGGAGUGUUCUGAGAACGUCAAGAAAGAGAUCUGCAUAAACAAGGUUCUGUCCCACCCUAACGUAGUGCGUUUCUUCGGCCACCGGAGGGAGGGGCCGACUGUCUAUCUGUUCCUGGAGUACUGCAGCGGUGGAGAGCUAUUCGACAGGAUUGAGCCUGAUUUGGGGAUGCCAGAGAGAGAAGCUCACAGGUUUUUCCAGCAGUUGAUGGCAGCUGUGGAAUAUCUCCACAGUGUAGGUAUCACCCACAGAGACAUCAAGCCUGAGAACAUUCUCCUGGACGAUAAAGAUAACCUGAAGUUGUCAGACUUCGGUCUAGCUACGAUGUUCCGUCACCGUGGGCGAGAGCGGCGUCUGAACAGGCUGUGUGGAACGCUUCCGUACGUCGCGCCUGAGCUGCUCAGCAAAUUAGAGUUCAACGCUCAACCAGCUGACGUCUGGGCCUGUGGCAUCGUCCUCACCGCCAUGUUGGCUGGAGAGUUGCCGUGGGACCAGCCCAGCGAGAGCUGCCAGGAAUAUUCUGAUUGGCUGCAGAAGAAGACCUACCUCUCCCCCUGGAAGAAGAUUAAACACACCCCCCUCAGCCUCCUAUCUAAACUACUCCAGGCCUUGCCAGAAGAGAGGCUGUCUAUCUCUGAUCUCAAGACUGACCCAUGGUUCUGUCAGACCUUCACACCCUUAGCCUCUCACAACAAACUACUACUCUCUGACAGACUACUACUACACAGGAACAACAGUGAUAGGGUGCAGUUCUCCAGCUCCCAGCCAGACCCAGCGCUCGGUGUGUGGGAGGGAAGUUUGUGUGUCGGAGUGCAAGACCAGGUCAGCUUCUCUCAGCCGGCCAGACCAGACAACAUGCUGCUGGGGAGUCAACUACUGGGCACGCCUGGAGCCAGCCAGACCCCGUGGCAGCGGCUCGUUCGGAGGAUGACGAGGUUCUUUACGACUCUGGACUCUUCAGCUUCCUGCUCCGCUCUGAGGGACAUCUGUAUCGACCUGGGCCACACCUUCAAACACACCUGCACCAACCAGGUAACGGUCAGUACUCUGGAUAGACGGAACAAUAAGUUGAUAUUCAAGGUUCAUCUGAUGGAGCUGGACGAGAGAGUUUUACUGGACUUCAGACUAUCCAAGGGCGAUGGUCUGGAGUUUAAGCGUCUCUUCCUGAAGAUCAAACAGAAGCUAAGUGACAUCAUCAGUACCCAGAGAAUACCACUUCCUGUCACAUGAUCAGUUGCCAUCUACGUCAUGGAACACACACCAGAAGACAUCAGGCAGUGUGCGUGUGUUUUACUAUCCUCAUGCGUACCGGAAAUCCCCAAAAUUCCCCACCAGGAUAAUUCUCAUUCACGGGGACAUAUCCCAGGUCCCUGUGAGGAUGGCUUAAAAUGGUCUAGGGGAAAGGAUUUCGAAUGAAAUACAUUUCAGGUCCCCACAAGGAUAGUAACACAUAUGGUGUGUGUAGUUGCAGUAGCUGCUACAGCUGGGACCAUAAACAAAUGAUCCUCACCGACCAUACUGAUAACUAAUCACAGGCAUUUUGUUGAAUUGAUUCAUUAUAAGUAGCCUUUUUACUAGAGAAAUGUCAAGUUUGAAAUGAAGUGUGUUAAUAUGGGUGAUUGUCAAUUGUCCCAAUUGAUAACUACAACCAUCAAACUAGUAGUUUAAAUGAGAAUUAAAAAAGAUGGUGGUGCACAAUGUUAUGAACGUUUCUGUACUUUAUUAUUAUCACAUCAAUUCAGGAAAUGUCUCGGUAAAGGUCUCUGUCGGUAUAGGUCUGUCUCGAGUUGUUGUGUAACCAUUAUUUUGUAUCAAAUAAAAUGAUUUGUGGUAA